AAACAUUUCUCAACCGGCCGGCCGGCCAUUAUAUCAACCCAUCCACUCUGGGCUACUAGGAAACCAAAAAGCAUGGCAACAUUGGUGGCGUUCUUUGCUCUCUGCUCGCUCGCCGCCGUUACCGCCACCGCCCAUUUCAUGGACACCCCUUUCCUCGUAAAGGGCAAAGUCUACUGCGACACCUGCAACUGCGGCUUUGAGACCACCGCCACCAGAUAUAUCCCCGGAUCAAGGGUCCAGAUUGAGUGCAGAAACAGGGGCACCAACGCCCUGGCCUACACCAUCGAAGGCGUAACUAACUCGGAGGGAGAGUACAGCAUCUUGGUGGAGAGCGAGCGCGGCGGUGACUUCUGCGACGUCGUUCUGAAGCAGAGCUCCGACCCUCUCUGCGACGUUCCCAGCCAAGGACGCGACCGUGCUCGCGUCAUUCUCACUCGCAACAACGGCAUUACCAGCGACGUCCGUUUCGCCAACAGCAUGGGUUUCGAUACUGCCCAACCUUUGCCUAGCUGCCCACAAGUCCUCCAACAGUAUCACUUGAACGACGACAAUUUUUAAUGAACAAUUACUUUUCUUGUUUUCAUCCUAAACUCAUUUGUGGUUGAAGCCGAUGCUUUGUAUAUUUAACGUUGUCAUAUCAAUGUGCACUCUCUUUUGUAUUUGAGUGGCAAUUUAUAUGGUGGAUCAAGAUCUACGGUUCACAAUGAAUUUGUACAAUAUAUAGGAUUUGAUUUUUUUAAGUAUAAAAUUCAGGUUCAUAA
Molecule: messenger RNA, 761 nt
Organism: Ipomoea triloba (trilobed morning glory)
Lineage: Eukaryota; Viridiplantae; Streptophyta; Magnoliopsida; Solanales; Convolvulaceae
Product: pollen-specific protein C13-like
Exons: 2
Coding region: 73-558 (161 amino acids)
Source: RefSeq, a predicted model, not a curated record